AUGAUUUUCAAAAGAUUUCUUCAAUCAUCCUCGAAGCAAAUUGGGUUCGCCUUUGAUAUUGACGGUGUCUUACUUAGAGGCAAGAACCCUAUACCAGGAGCAAGUGAAGCAUUAAGGUUGUUAAACAAUUCAAAAAUUCCAUACAUUCUAUUGACUAAUGGUGGUGGCAAUCUAGAGAGUGAACGUGUAAAUUUUAUCUCUGAAAAAUUGAAAGUUGCCAUCUCUCCAUUACAGAUUGUUCAAAGUCAUACACCUUUUAAAGCUUUGGUUCCCAAAUAUGAUCGAAUCUUAGCUGUUGGUACACCUUCAGUAAGACAUGUUGCUGAAAGUUAUGGUUUUAAUGAUGUGGUACAUCAAACUGAUAUUGUUAGGUACAACAGAGACAUUACGCCGUUUACUGGUUUAAAUGAUGAACAAUUGAAGGAAUAUUCCAAGGAGAUUCCCCAUUUGGAUUCCAAAAAAUUUGAUGCUGUGUUAGUGUUUAAUGACCCUCAUGAUUGGGCAGCUGAUCUGCAAAUCAUUUCUGAUAUUAUAAAUAGUGAAAAUGGUCUUUUAAAUACGUUAAGAGCCGGCUCUUCUAAAUCCAGUGAACCAGCUGUUCCCAUAUAUUUCUCAAAUCAAGAUUUAUUGUGGGCAAAUCCAUACAGAUUAAAUAGAUUUGGUCAAGGUGCAUUCCGUUUAUUGGUAAGAAAUUUAUAUGCUCAAAUGAAUAAUAGCCUCGCAUUGAAUGAUCUCACUUUGGGGAAGCCAACCAAAUUGACGUACGAUUUUGCUCAUCAUGUUUUAAUCGAUUGGAGAAAUAAAUUACUUUCUGGUAACAGAACAUCUACUACUCAAACCCUUCCUGUUUUGGGAACAUCUCCUACCAAUUCACCUUUUGAAGAAAUAUUUAUGGUUGGAGAUAAUCCGGCAAGUGAUAUAAUAGGGGCCCAAAAUUAUGGAUGGUCAAGCUGCCUAGUGAAAACAGGGGUUUAUCGAGAUACAGAUAAACUUAACCAUGUCAAGCCUACAAUGAUUGUUGACGAUGUCUUAAAUGCCGUUACCAAUGUUUUGGAACGAAUCUAA
Molecule: messenger RNA, 1065 nt
Organism: Naumovozyma castellii
Lineage: Eukaryota; Fungi; Ascomycota; Saccharomycetes; Saccharomycetales; Saccharomycetaceae
Exons: 1
Coding region: 1-1065 (354 amino acids)
Source: RefSeq, a predicted model, not a curated record